CCACCUGAUCAUCCAAUCAAUCAAAUCCAUUAGAUAAAUCUUUUUUUACGAAACUCUACGAAUUACGAAAAAUCUUCAUCAUGAAUUUUGCCUUCAUCAUCCUAUCUGUUUUGGUCUCUUUACAAGCUAUCAUGACUUUACCUACUAAGCUUAUGCCUCGUACUGAAAGCCAAGUUGGCAAGGGUGGAAGAAUUGAUCAAAGAUGCGCUGGCUUCUAUAACGGUGGUUAUGUGCCGGGCUUUGCCUACAAUAAUCAGGGGAUUCUCACUGUUCCAUUUACUUCACAGUUCUACUACUCAAUCAAUCAGAACUACGGAUAUUCCAAUUGUAACAAUUACGGGCAAGUGGUUUGGGGCCAGUGCUCCUACGCGGGCCAAUGUCCCAACUCGUACCACCACUACACGGGUCUCUUGACUGGUCUCUUAGGAGGUGUGGGUGACCUCGUGGGCGGUUUAGUGAGCGGUGUUGGUUCUCUUGUGGGAGGAAUCGGGAACAGUCUCAGCUUACUUUCGGAUCAAGAACUCAAGUCGGACACCAAUCAGAUUUAAAUCAUGAACUCAUGAAAUCCCUCACACCCCGAAAUGUUAAUGAGACUCGCUUUAGGUUAUUUGUGACUGGAUAAUUGUUGUCAAGAUUUCAUUGUCGUACUUCAGCUUAAUCCAUUUUAACGUACAAUCAGUUUUUCUCCUUUUUCUUACGCCAUCAACUCAAUCUAACUAGAGACCGCUUUUAGUUAUUUGUGAUUGAGUAAUUGUUGUCAAAGUUUCGUUGUCAUUCAGCUUAAUAAAAUUUAACGCCCGGUCAGAUUUUCUCCUUUACUUAAAUAAG
This is a messenger RNA of Melampsora larici-populina 98AG31, 828 nucleotides long. RefSeq lists its product as uncharacterized. The coding region runs from base 81 to 548 and encodes 155 amino acids. NCBI's taxonomy places the organism in Eukaryota, Fungi, Basidiomycota, Pucciniomycetes, Pucciniales, Melampsoraceae. The record is from RefSeq and is a predicted model, not a curated record. The transcript is spliced from 3 exons.